Messenger RNA from Lactuca virosa, 2210 nucleotides. The record is from the annotation of a GenBank genome assembly. NCBI's taxonomy places the organism in Eukaryota, Viridiplantae, Streptophyta, Magnoliopsida, Asterales, Asteraceae.
AUGUGUACAGGCCCGACCCAAUACCUGGGAACAGUACCUAACCAUGGUAUUGUUCCUCGGGUUCAAUUCCUCAACCAUAGUAACCGCCCCCGUCACACCGUCUCCCUCGCCCAAUCACAUACACUUCCACCGCCGUCUAUUUCUUUCUAUCUGCCUCUGUCUUUUGGAGACGAUCACUCUCCAGUUCCUUCCAUUCCCUACCCACCUCCAAACCACCGCCUCACUCUGAACUCGAUUCCGGUUGAUCAGAAUCAACGAAUUGCUAACCGACUGCUUUCCAUGGUUUUCUCCAACGCUCACUGUUACUCAACAUCUUCGUCAAUGGCGGUGUCGACUACAGAUGACGUUCGCUUUUCAGAUUCUACGCGCUCCAUCAUUCCACCGAUUCCCCCCACUGCUUGCUUUAAUUCACCAAAAAAAAACGAAGACGAGGAACAACGGUCGUGGUUGCUGAAGUCGGCUUCUUCUGAUUUCUUCAUAGAAAACCUACAAGACCCACCAACUUCUACAACCUUCUGCUGGUACUCCGAUGUGGACCGACAUGGCGACAUCAAAAUUGAUCAGGUUUGUCAUGUGUAUUCUGGAAAAUCGACACUUUCAGGAAGGUUGCUUCCGUUUUUUCUCAAUCCUCUCGAUCAGGGCUUCGGAGCCCCCGUUAAUCAGAAUCGAAAUCAACAUUGUUGUCGAUUCAAACUUCCAAUAUAUAUGUUGUCCACAUGGAAAUAAUAUAUGCUUUUUCAUGUUGAUGAUAAACCCAUGAAUUUGGGCCGACGUAACAUGAUCAUUGAAAGGGUUAAUCAGUAUGUUUUUUCCUCUCUUGGGGACCAAUUAUCAAUGAAAAGAGUCUUUUUCUUCAUCUUCCAUUGAGAUAAAUAUCCAUGAAGAAGGUAUGCCAAUAUUUUAUGUUUCUCUAUGUAUUGAUAUGGAUAUUUUUGUACAUGGCAGUAUAUGGUAGAUGAUAAACGAAAUAUUUAUUCAUUAACAUGCUGAUAAAGAAAAAUAAGUAAGUACACAUAUUCUCACAAUUUUCAUUUUAAGUGCCUAUCACCGAUUUCAUUUUAGGUUGGCUCCGCUUACAGCGGACUUGUGUAUGGAUUUUUGUAGGAUUUUCAUGUACAAAAUAUAAAACCUUAAUUAAGGGUUAAAUACAAGAAAUAGGAACUUAAUUUUGCCGAUUUGUAUAAAUUAUAGCAUCUUACUUUCAUUUCUUCCUAUGCAUUAUUAUAUGAGAGUGUUGCUUGAUUCUCUUCUGUCUCCCAACUGUUAGAUUAGAAAAAUAUGUCACAUAUUAUGACAUCAAAGCUGCUAUCAAGUAAGCAAUUUCUUUUCAUUUUAUGAUUUAUCUUGAAUUCUUGAUAGAUAAUGGCCAUAAAUUUGUUACAUAGACUUCUUUAAAGUUGUCUUUAUAUAUAUAUAUAUAUAUUUUUAUCUAGAAUGGUUAUUCAUAUAUUUAAGCAUAAAGGUUAUGUUCUUUUCCCUUAAAUCUGAACAUGAUCAUCAGUAUAAUAACAAAGUAAACACUAAACAUAUAGUACCUUACUUUUAUUUAUGAUUAAAUGUGACAAAUAAGGAUGGAACAGCUAAUGCAAUCACUUGGAAAUUACUUUUUCUUUAUAUGACAUUGCUAUAUUAUAUAUAAAUUUCAAAUUAUGAUGUAAUACUCGAGGGCAAUUUUGUAAAAAGUUAAGGACUUAAUAUAAAAUUUCGUUUUUCUUUUCUUUCUGUUUAUGAAAAGUAGUAAUACAAUAUUAAUUAUAUACAAGAGAAUCACAAUACGUGGAUUCUUAGUAUUUUUUUUUUCCAUUCUAAUGAUUUUUUUUGUCCUGAUUUAGAUCCUUUUGCUGGUGCUCAGGGCCUAAAGCCUAAACCAAAUUUCAUCUGCAAAUAUUAGUCUAUUAUUUACAGGGUAGCCGACAUUAUUUUUGUAUUUGUUAAGGUGGCUUUGUGUAAUUAUGCCCUAAAUAGUCUAGGGGCUACCCACAAAGAACAGAUGCAGUGUAUAGCAACAUACUUUUAUUUGUACAUUGAACAUCUAUUUUAUAGCUUUUGAUUUAGCAGAAGUUGUAGUGGCUGCUGGAGCUUCUUCAGGUGUGAUAAAACUUUGGGAUCUAGAAGUGACAAAAGGUAAAUUAAUUAAUUCGUUUAUAACUUAUGUGAACGCGAAUGUCAUUAAUUGCAAUCAGUUGUAUAACUAUUUAAGCUAUCAUGUG